Molecule: messenger RNA, 2435 nt
Organism: Hibiscus syriacus
Lineage: Eukaryota; Viridiplantae; Streptophyta; Magnoliopsida; Malvales; Malvaceae
Product: CLP protease regulatory subunit CLPX3, mitochondrial-like
Biological process (GO): protein folding; proteolysis; protein catabolic process
Cellular component (GO): mitochondrial matrix
Molecular function (GO): ATP binding; ATP-dependent protein folding chaperone; ATP hydrolysis activity
Source: RefSeq, a predicted model, not a curated record
UCUCUCUCUCUCUCUCUCUCCCUCCCCCUCUGCUUUUUUUUUGUUAAUAAAUAAAUAGAACAUUUUCUUUGUAUGUAUGUAAAGUGGAUAUACUUUCCUUUGAAAAAAAGAAAAAAGUGCCAUUUCUAUAGGUUAGAAAUAAGUAGUAAUAUUAUUAUCCAAAUCCAGAUCCCAAUCCCAAGAAACCAAGCAAAUAUGUCUGGAGGAGUAUCGAGGAGAUGGAGGAAGCUGGUGGCGAUGGAGCAUUUGAAUUGCUUGGCCCAUUGGAGGAGGAUUGCCUUUGGUUUAGGAGGAGGAGGGAUUCAGCAACGUUUCUCCUCUGCUGGCGGAGGAGAUGGCGGAGGCGGGGACAAUUCCGAUGACAAUACCAAAAACGAUACUACUACUACUAACAGGAAUAGAAGCAAAGGAAAAAACAAAUCCAAAGGCAGCACUGCCACUUCUGCUCUCACUCUUAAGAUUAAAGCCGAGAUUAAUUGCCCGCGCUGCUCCAAUCACAAUUACUUCAAUUUCAGUCUUCCUCCUGCUUCGUUAGAUUCGUCUGACGGUAAUUCCAGCAACGGCAAAUCCACCGUUAAUUUCUGCCCCACUUGUAGAACCGCCUACCACUUUCGCCCCCACCGUGUAUACCCUCUCCAGGGCACCUUCUUGGAGAUUAAAUCCAAUUCCAAAACCGCUUCUCCUCCUCCUCCUCCUCCUCGCAAUAGCGUUCGGACAUCGUUUUGGGACAAUCAUAGAUCCGGGAAUUCUCCGCCAACGCCACCGCCUCCGCCUCCUGGGAAUGGCCUCGCAGUUCAAACUCCGCCUGGGCCGCCCUUUCCUCCCGGAGUUAAUUUCCUAAGAAUUGAUGGGCCCAAGGAAAGCCACGUUAAUGGGAAUGGCGCUUGGUUGGGCGGGGCCAAUUUGGGGAAGGAUUUGCCGACGCCGAAAGAAAUUUGCAAAGGCCUUGACAAAUUCGUUAUUGGCCAGCACAAGGCAAAGAAGGUACUGUCAGUUGCCGUUUAUAACCAUUAUAAAAGAAUAUACCAUGCCUCCUUGGAGAAAGGGUCAGGAGUAGAAGACGCAAGUUUAGAAGCACUUGAUAACAAUGAAAAUGUGGAGUUAGAGAAAAGCAAUGUGCUAUUGGUCGGACCAACUGGCUCCGGAAAGACUUUAUUGGCAAAAACUCUGGCUCGCUUCGUCAAUGUCCCUUUUGUCAUUGCUGAUGCAACAUCUUUGACGCAGGCUGGUUAUGUUGGUGAAGAUGUUGAAUCAAUAUUGUACAAACUACUCACGGUUGCUGAGUUCAAUGUAGAAGCAGCUCAACAAGGAAUAGUUUACAUUGAUGAAAUUGACAAGAUAACUAAAAAGGCUGAGCGCUUAAACGUCAGCAGAGAUGUAUCGGGGGAGGGUGUUCAGCAAGCCUUGCUGAUGUUAGAGGGAACUAUUAUAAAUGUUCCAGAGAAGGGAGCAAGGAAGAAUCCUCGAAGUGACAAUAUACAGAUAGAUACAAAAGACAUCCUUUUCAUUUGUAGUGGAGCGUUUGUUGAUCUUGACACAAUUUCAGAGAGACAGCAAGAUUCUUCAAUAGGUUUCGGAGCACCUGUCCGUGCUAAUAUGAGGACGUCAUGGGUAACCAAUGCUGCAGUGACAUCGUCUUUGCUUGAAUCAGUUGAGAGUUCCGAUCUUAUUGCAUAUGGCCUCAUACCAGAGUUCGUAGGACGCUUUCCAAUACUAGUUACUUUGUCAGCUUUAACUGAGGAGCAACUUGUGCAGGUGCUUACAGAACCAAAAAAUGCUAUUGGAAAGCAGUACAAGAAGUUAUUUAGCAUGAACAAUGUGAAGCUACAUUUUACACCUAAAGCGUUGAGAUUAAUUGCUAAGAAGGCAAUCGCUAAGAAUACAGGUGCCAGGGGUUUAAGAGCUAUACUGGAAAGCAUUCUCACUGAAGCGAUGUAUGAGGUUCCAGAUGCAAGGACUGGACACAAUAGAGUAGAUGCUGUUGUGAUCGACGAGGAAUCAGUGGGUUCAAAAGAUACCCCUGGAUGUGGAGGGAAGAUUCUCCGUGGAGAUGGUGCUUUGGAGCAUUAUUUUGCAAAAGCCAAGUUGAAGGAUUCUAUUGAAAACCUUCCAAUGGUCCAAGGACAGCAGGUGGAAGGAGAAUCGGAGGUUUCAUCAAGAGCCAUGAGCUUCUAGCAAUUUUCCACUGAAGCUGUUGCGGUAAUGUGGUAACAGUAUUUGUUAUUUGUAAAAGUGACAUUCAUUCAUUGGCCCAUUUAUAUUGUAGAACAUAAAUUUUGGUGCCAUAGUUGAAUAGAAAGAUACAAGAUAAGGAAAAGAAAAAUAAAAUUGUAGCUUCUUAGAGGAAAAACGGCACCUUCUGUAAAAUUUUUGUUCUGUUCAAACUUACAUUGUAAUUUAUUGUAAGAUUUUAACUAAUUGAAUAUCACGUGUAU